This is a messenger RNA of Caenorhabditis elegans, 591 nucleotides long. Lineage: Eukaryota; Metazoa; Nematoda; Chromadorea; Rhabditida; Rhabditidae. The record is from the annotation of a RefSeq genome assembly.
AUGUCGGCCGCUUUAUGCGAAAAUGAGCUAUCCAUCCGAACAUGCAUUUUGUAUGAGGCCUUGGACGAUAUACCAAUUGAGGAAUCCUACAAAAACUUCUGCAGAAAAGUUGGAAAAGACGCCAUGACACUUUAUGAUUUCGAUUAUUGGUUUUAUCGAUUUCACAACGGAAAUCAUGAUUUGCAUCAUGACAGAAGCAAGGAUUCGAAACAAUUGACGCUCUCCGACAUGCCGAUUGGCAUAAUGCCCGAAAUUUUAAGCAACGUGGAUCCGAUUGAUAGAUUGGUUCUUCAAAAAGUGUCUAAAGGCCUUCGCCAAGUGGUUAAGGACAUGAAGUGGGAAUUCGAUACUUUGUCAUUUAUCAAAGAUAACAGUUUACUUUAUAUUCAUUUUCCUUCCAGUGGAACUGUGUAUUAUUCAAAAGAAAACGGAGGUAGUGUCACGCAUUGGACAAGAUCUGGCGAUGGUAAACCAAGUCAAAUCAGGAGAACAUUUGUUGAAGGAUGCAACUCAGACAAACACGUUUCGAAGCUAAUUAGCGCUAAAGCGAUGCUAAUGUUAAAAAUAGAUGUUAUAAGUUGCCCCACCUAG